This is a messenger RNA of Castor canadensis (American beaver), 3661 nucleotides long. RefSeq names its product epoxide hydrolase 1 (gene Ephx1). NCBI's taxonomy places the organism in Eukaryota, Metazoa, Chordata, Mammalia, Rodentia, Castoridae. The record is from RefSeq and is a predicted model, not a curated record. Gene Ontology annotation, biological process: arachidonate metabolic process; epoxide metabolic process. Gene Ontology annotation, molecular function: epoxide hydrolase activity.
CUCUCCCACUUGAACCACACCACCAGCCAUUUUUUGUGUUGGAUAUUUUGGAGCUAGGGUCUCAAACUGUUUUCCUGGACUGACCUCAAACCUCAAACCUCCUGCUCCUUGCCCCUCAGGAACUUGGAUUAGCAGGAAUAACCAGCCGGUGGCUUGUUUUGUAAUGUUAGAAAGAUUUUAUAUUGCCCAGCUGGCUUGAACUUGUGUUCCCAAGAGCUGGAAUUACAGAUGCCUGCUAUUAUACCAUUCAAGGCUUGUGCUCCUGGGAAAUCAGGAAAGGUCGUCCACCUUUUGUUCGAAAUGUCCCCCACUCAUUUUUCAUACCUGGUGUGUUAGCUUUCUGUUGAACUAUCAAGUACUCCCAGAUAAUCAACUUAAAAAAGGUUUUGGCUUUCAGUUUUAGAGGUCUCAGUCCAUGGUCAGUUGGCCUGGUCGGUUUGGGCCUCUGGUGGUACAUGAUGGAGGAUAUAGCAGAACAAAAUUACUCACUUAGUGGCCACAGAAGUAAAAGAGGAAGAGAAACGGGGCACACUCACAGUGAAUACUUCCUACUGGGGAUACUUCCGACUGGGCCCACCCUGUUAAGGGUUCCACGUCCUGGGUGGGACCAAGUUUUUAACACAUGCACGUUUGGGGGACCACAAGAUUGAAACUAUAGCAUCUGAAAAGUACAAGUUUAUAUAGAGGAACAACUUUUGUUCUAUUUUUUAUUACUGUUCUACAGGUCAUACUAUACUCAUUCUUUUACUCUUUGGACUUUUUAGUAGCUUUUGACCAAAAGGGAAAAUUUGUUUAAAUUUUGCCCUGCUGAGUUGAACUCUGACCUAUUUGUUUCUGGACUGCCUCUGUGUAAGUUGUACUUAGAGAUAUUUUGCAGUGUUAGAUUUCACUCUGGAUGGAAGAUAACCAGGGAAGGGUAUGCAGACCAGGAGUGAAGCUUCCAUCUGGGGGCAGGCUUGUUUCUAUGUUUGAAAAGCCUUUAGAUAGGGCAUCCUAUCCACAGGUACUGCAUAGGCAAAGGCUUGAAGGUGGGAAUGAGCUGAAUGUGAUUGUUGGUCAGAAACUCAUUUAAAUGGAGUUCUUGAUGAGCCGCGAGGUUGGAGGCCCAGGGUGGGGUGUGUGUGGCUUGGCGAUUUCAUCCUGAAGUGUGUGCAACGGGCCCUGCCUGACUUCGUAGCCUGAUGAUGAGGAUGCCGUGGCAGAAGCACCACCCGAGGCUGUUGGCGGGGACCAGGGUGCUAGUCGGGCCACGCAGGUGAGGGCAGGUGUGCUAAUCCGCGGGUGGGAGAUGAGCCAGAAACCCAGGGUCGUAGUGACCGCGAUCCAGGCCCGGCCUCUUCCAGACCCGAGGCGCCCGCGCGGACUGCAUCGUGGAUCCCCGCGGUGAAGCCUGGUUGUUCAAAGACGAUCUCGUCUUUGUGUUUAGCCUGCACAACGCGAUGGCAGCGAACUGCCCGGAGGACAUCUAACAGAGGCCUCGGGUGGGGAUGCCUGCGGAGGCGGAGCCUUGGGAAGGCGCAGGGCAGAACUGCUCAAUCGGAGGUCGGGGCGGGGCAGAACUGCGGCCGGAGACGCGGAGGAGCGGGAGCCCAAGGACCGUAAGAUACAGAAUCAUGUUUCUGGAAAUUCUCCUCGCCUCAGUGCUGGGCUUUCUCAUCUACCGGUAUAUCUCCUGGAACAAGGAGGAAACUUUGGCACUUGAAGAUGGGUGGUGGGGCCCGGCAAAGCCCACAGCCAGGGAGGACGAGAGCAUCCGCCCCUUCAAGGUGGAAACGUCAGAUGAGGAGAUCAAGGACCUACACCAGAGGAUCGAUAACUUCCGCUGGACCGCACCUCUGGAGGACAGUCGCUUCCAUUACGGGUUCAACUCCAACUACCUGAAGAAAGUCCUGUCCUACUGGCGGAAUGAGUUUGACUGGAGGAAGCAGGUGGAGAUUCUCAACAAGUACCCUCACUUCAAGACAAAGAUCGAAGGUCUGGACAUCCACUUCAUCCAUGUGAAGCCCCCCCAGCUGCCCUCAGGCCGCACCCCUAAGCCUUUGCUGAUGGUGCACGGCUGGCCCGGGUCCUUCUACGAGUUUUACAAGAUCAUCCCACUGCUGACUGACCCCAAGAGCCACGGCCUGAGCGAUGAGCACAUUUUCGAAGUCAUCUGCCCCUCCAUUCCUGGCUACAGCUUCUCACAGGCAUCCAGCAAGAAAGGCUUCAAUUCGGUGGCCACCGCCAGGAUCUUCUACAAACUGAUGCUGCGCUUGGGCUUCCAAAAAUUCUACAUCCAAGGUGGGGACUGGGGGUCUCUGGUCUGCACCAACAUGGCCCAGCUGGUACCUGGCCACGUGAAAGGCCUUCACUUGAACAUGGCUUUCAUUUUAAGAAGCAUCCACACCUUGACCCCUCUCCUUGGACGGCGUUUUGCGCAGUUCUUUGGCUACACAGAAAGGGACAUGGAGCUGUUGUACCCCUUCAAGGAGAAGAUAUUCUACAGCCUCAUGAGGGAGAGUGGCUAUUUCCACAUCCAGGCCACCAAGCCAGACACUGUGGGCUGUGCUCUGAACGACUCUCCCGUGGGCCUGGCUGCCUAUAUCCUGGAGAAAUUCUCUACCUGGACCAACUCAGAAUUCCGAAACCUAGAGGAUGGAGGCCUGGAGAGGAAGUUCUCCCUGGACGACCUGCUGACCAAUGUCAUGCUCUACUGGACCACAGGGUCCAUCGUCUCCUCCCAGCGCUACUACAAGGAGAACAUGGGGCAAGGCCCCAUGGCCAAUAAGCAUGAGCGGAUGAAGGUCUUUGUACCCACUGGCUUUGCUGCCUUCCCUUCGGAGAUACUUCACACCCCCGAAAAGUGGGUGAGGGUCAAGUACCCCAGCCUCAUCUCCUACUCCUACAUGGCCGAAGGGGGCCACUUUGCCGCCUUUGAGGAGCCCAAGCUGCUUGCCCAGGACAUCCGCAAGUUCGUGACGAUGGUGGAGCAACAGUGACACCUACAGGGAUGACCAGGGUCUCUAGGCAACCCUGGACUUGGGGAAGAUGCCCCUUUUCUAAGGAAUGAGUUUUCUUCUGUCCCCUGGUGUGACCUCACACAACCCCCAAUAUGCAGCACCCCCAAUAUGCACCCGUGUUUAGCAGUGUGGCUUUGGUGAUAAAUGAUUUUACUUCUAAGAGCUCCUGGAAGCAAAUGACGUGCGAGAGGGCUGAGGUCACCUGUGGGGUUCCCUCAGAGAGCACUGAGGGUGGCACUGGUCCUGGGAGGGCACUGCGGCCUUCUGUGGCCCUGCUUGCAGACAUGAGUGGGGGUGCUGGGAUGAGGCCACUGGCCCAGACCACCAGUUCCCAAAGGACUGGUGGCAUCGCUAACCCCUCCAGAGCACAGGCCACUUGGAGCAGAGGCAACUGGGCCAGGUGUGGAAAGGUGCCAAGCCCAGGCCGGACAGGCCUGCAGGCAAAUGGGCUCUGCAUAGUGCUGACAGGCCAUGGCCCUGUCCCUGUGGCAUCUCUGCCCCUCACUCCUCUCCUCUGCGCCUGCUUCACAGUCCUCCUGCCUUCCAGGACAGCUUUGGUCAUUGCCCUCCCACCUUGAAAGAAGCCAACACAGGGAGAGGACUGGAUGGAGCCUGCAGGGAGGUGGAACCCCACACACACACCCUCCCACAGAGACAGAGAG